Molecule: messenger RNA, 835 nt
Organism: Wasmannia auropunctata (little fire ant)
Lineage: Eukaryota; Metazoa; Arthropoda; Insecta; Hymenoptera; Formicidae
Exons: 5
Coding region: 59-724 (221 amino acids)
Biological process (GO): sensory perception of taste
Cellular component (GO): dendrite; axon; membrane
Source: RefSeq, a predicted model, not a curated record
GAUCACGCGCGAUCCCACAUUACAUAAACUUUAUAAAGAAGUCAGAUAUAAAUGUUAAAUGUUCGAGGUCACAUAUUUUAUAAUUUAUUGUCUGAAUAGGUACAUUGGCACCAGAUUUGACAAAGUAAGCGAACAUAUGCGUAACCUAUUAGUGAAAGAAGAACAUGGGCUGAGAUGUACAUGGAAAAAACCUAUGAUUGUUCUUCAUCGAUACACCUUGUAUACGGACAAUUAUAAACAAACAUUGUGGAUUUUAAUGCACUUACAUUUAGAAUUAUGUCGUCUUGCUCGUGAAUUAAAUUUGAUAUUUGGAAUGCAAAUGACUUUCGAAAUGACAUCCUGUUUAUUAUACUUAACAGGACUAUGCCAUUUAGUAUGCCAGUUGAUAAUGAGAGAAUAUAGAGAAUUAUUGUCAAUAUAUUUCUGGUUUGAUGUUAACAUGUGGAUCUUUUUAUUUUUAUUAAAAGUCUAUAUUGUAAAUUACACAUGUGAAAGUGUUUCUUUAAAGGCUAAUAAAAUUGACAAUAUAAUUCAUGAACUGUCAAGUGCUCUUCGAUAUGCAGAUGUUUGGAAAGAGAUUUGUCAGUUUACUUUACAAAUAAGAUACCAUCAAUUGAAAUUUACUGGAAUGGGUCUUUUCUACUUUGGCAAUUCAUUUUUGCGAAAGUUGUGUAUAACAAUUUUAACUUUUGUAAUUAUUAUGAGACAAAUGGAAAUACCCUAACAAUUUGUAAAUAUUUGUAUAAUUGUUCUUCAAGAAAAUAACAAAGCUGAUCCAUUGUUGAGAUACGUUUCUAACAUAUAAUUCAUAAAUUUAUCAAAAUUAAUUAUUCUU